AUGUCCCGGACCAGCCUAAGUUCACGUCGUGAAGAGUCAUCGGCCGUCAGCGUAGUGUGCAAAUCGACCGAUGGCUGGUGUCCGAAAGGCGAAGGCGGCCUCUUCUACGCCGGCUUUCGCUACAUCGGGCUGUACAGCAAGACCAUCGGCGCCUGCUUCCUGGGCGGUCUUGAAUCGAGCGACUGGAGCAAGGUGUACAGCUUGCAGCGAACUUGGUUCACCGUCUUCACGCUGUUCUGCCUCUUUGGUAGCACAGCCGUCGGCUUCACCGCUGUGGUCGAGUACGAGCACUGCAGCCGUCAGCUGAGCGAUGCCAACCGCUUCCACGCCAUGGCGUACGCUUGCUACGUCAGCUGUGUAGUCCUCGAGAGCGUCGUCAACUACACCGUGUCCCUGGUGCGUGCCCCUCGGCUACGGGCUCUGAUCAUCCAGUGUGCUGAGCUGGAAAUGUGCCUGCGGACGCCUCCUGGCUCAAAGCGCCGUACGAAGCUGUACGCCGUCGGUGUGAUGGCCUUUUACGCUGUGCAGAUCACCCUGUGCAUGUCGCUAGCCGUGGCUACUGACUGCGGCGCCUCGAUGCUGCACGACAAGGCGUCGCCUCUGAUGACGAUCUACUCCCGGGGUCUCGGCACCUGGUACAUCCUGGUGAUCGUGCCGCAGUGCAUGUGGCCGCGCCUCUGCAUGUCGUACUCGUUUGCCGUGUUUCGCUUGCACUUGCGGUGCAUCGGACAAGAGAUCAAGGAGUGCCUGCGCUCAACCAGCAUGACGCCUGAUCAGAAAGCCGAGGUGACGGAGCAUUGUCGAGUCCUGCUACACAGAUUGAAGAGGUGCCUGCAGGAAACUGGUGUUAUCCUGGGUCCUGGCCUGCUGUUCACCUACGGUUACACUGCGGCACUGUUCUGUGCCGCCAUCAUCUACUGUCUGCUGCCGAACGUGACGCCCGUCAACAAGGUGUUCUUCCUGGGCAGCGGUUGUAUGCACUUCGGCAGUCUCCUUCUGCCCACGGCACUGGCACACUGCUUUGCCGACGAUGUGUGGAGGCUGCAAACGGAGGUCAUGUGCACUCCUCUUGGGAAGGAACCACCAAAGCUUGUGCAAAAAGUGUCUCUACUUAUGAACACCUUGGAACGAGAGGAUUACUUGUUCAGCAUUAACGACUACUUCAAGUUGAACCUGCGGACAUUCACGAGCAUAAUUGGAGCAGCACUGAUGUACACGGUAUUCUUGGUGCAGACGAGUAGGCCACCUGUUGAAGGCGGUGGGCAACGCUGACACUCGAUGACUGCAAUGGCAUAAUCUCACCAAUGAAGCUGCUACACAAAGAACAAGUAGCAU
This is a messenger RNA of Rhipicephalus microplus (southern cattle tick), 1335 nucleotides long. RefSeq lists its product as uncharacterized. The record is from RefSeq and is a predicted model, not a curated record. Lineage: Eukaryota; Metazoa; Arthropoda; Arachnida; Ixodida; Ixodidae.